Molecule: messenger RNA, 1299 nt
Organism: Microdochium trichocladiopsis
Lineage: Eukaryota; Fungi; Ascomycota; Sordariomycetes; Xylariales; Microdochiaceae
Product: ATP synthase subunit C-domain-containing protein
Exons: 5
Coding region: 234-845 (203 amino acids)
Biological process (GO): proton transmembrane transport
Cellular component (GO): proton-transporting V-type ATPase, V0 domain
Molecular function (GO): proton-transporting ATPase activity, rotational mechanism
Source: RefSeq, a predicted model, not a curated record
CAUAGCUCCGGUACCUCCAACAAGGCUGCCUUGGCUCCGUCCAACCAACCACUUGCGGUCGCGACAUCCUCCAUCCAGAAAGCUCCAGCUGGUCGAGAGCUCAUCCUGCCAACCACCAUCGCCCAUCGACGACAGCGGCGCCCUCUCCUCCCUUCCAGCCUCGAGCCCGAGCUUCCCACGCAUUACAGCCUCCGGUCCUCAUCUCCUAUCUCGAUUCUCGUCCGCCGUCCACGAUGGGGUACAACUUCCUGUACAGCACCGGCUAUGUAACGUCCGCCCUGGUCGUUGUUGGGCUUUACAUGCUCUUCACCGGCAGUGGCGAGCGGUUCAAUGUCGGCGCUUUCCUCGAAUCUAUAUCACCUCACGCGUGGGCUGAUCUUGGUAUCUCCCUGUGUAUCUCGCUGUCCGUCGUCGGCGCUGCAUGGGGUAUCUUCAUUACCGGCUCCUCUAUCCUCGGCGCUGGUGUCAGAGCUCCUCGCAUCCGAACAAAGAACCUGAUUUCCAUCAUCUUCUGCGAGGUCGUCGCCAUCUACGGCGUCAUCAUGGCCAUCGUCUUCUCUUCCAAGCUCACCUACGUGAAUGGCGCCGAGAUGGAGUCCGCGGCUGCCUACUACACUGGCUAUGCCCUCUUCUGGGCCGGCCUGACUGUCGGCGGCUGCAACCUUGUCUGUGGCGUUGCCGUUGGCAUCAAUGGUAGUGGAGCUGCUCUUGCCGAUGCGGCUGACCCUUCGCUCUUCGUCAAGAUUCUCGUCAUCGAAAUCUUCAGCUCUGUCCUUGGCCUUUUCGGGCUCAUUAUCGGUCUUCUGGUCCAGGGCAAGGCUGGUGAAUUCGGCGCCGUCGCGUAAAUAACGAUCUUCACGAUUAAAAGGUAUCGGUCGAAACACUUCGGUACGAGAACCACUUGUGUGAAGCACAAGAGGGGCGAGCAGAUGACGGAUAAUCGAGCUGGCACGACAUGGGCACAAACACGCCCAUGUUGUGGAAGAUGUCUCGCAUUUACAAUCCCACCGCAGGAUUGAUCGGCGUUUGGAAGACAUGGUCUGCUUUUUCUCAGAUGGGGCAACGUGCAUCGUGGUAUAUAGCAAAUUGUGCACUAUUAUUAUUCUGUAACAACACGUUCGAACUUAGCUAAGCGCCUGUUGUCAUACUUGAAGUCUUGCUCCCUGUAUUUAGCUCACCACUUUCCACGGCCAUUCUGGCUUCUCGCGUGCUCGCAAUAUGCGUGCGCUCUGUGCCAGCUGGUCCCUGCUGCCUGGUGCGUUCUUAGCUGGUCUUAUUAUUCCUAUCGACCACCUCUUA